AUGAGGCUGGAUUUCGCUCGUGUAUGCGUCAUGCUUGACAUCAGUUCAAAUUUACCGAAGCAUAUUGUUAUUCUGACCCCAGAUGACGAUGGAGGAGAAUCACCAUGCAAAGUGGAUGUUGAAUACGAAUGGGUGCCCCCGAAGUGCACAAGGUGUAUGAGCCUGGGACACUCUGCAAAGAAUUGUGUGUUGAGUAAACCGACAAAACCUACUAAACCACCGGUGUCCGUUUAUGUGCCAAGGAUAACGGCAAGAGGGCCGCCUAAGAUGGUGAAAGAGAAGGAAGGUGGCACUCAAUCAGUAGCGGACAUUGGAGAACCUACGAUUAAACAAAAGCCACGAGAAGAAGAGGUUAGAUCGCAAUCUCCAUGCUCCGAGGAACCCGAAGCACCAAGAAGGGACGAACAACGAAAGGAUAAGGCUGUUUGGAACGUGCGUGGCCUAAAUAAGAGGGACCACCAGCUAGCAGUGAAAGAUCUUGUUACUGACUUCAGGUUACAUUUUCUCGGUCUUCUUGAAACUCGUGUUAGAUUGGAUAAUACUUCUCAAAUUCAAUCAUUUCUAUUACCGCAUUGGAAAUGGUUUGUGGAUUAUGUAACAACUGGCAAACGUAUUUGGAUCGCUUGGGAUGAGAACUUUGUUCAUGUUGAUGUCAUUGAAUUGGGUGCACAACUUAUUCACUGUAAUGUUACUAUUCGAGCACUUCAUGAGUCUGUUGCCAUGACUGUUAUUUAUGGGGCCAAUGAGGUAGCUGACAGACGUGAUCUGUGGACCACUCUGGGGACAUUGGCCAUCCAGUGUGUCGAUACUCCGUGGCUAAUUGGGGGUGAUUUUAAUUCGGUUCGAGACCUCAGUGAGGUCUGUUCAGGAGACAUUCGAGUGGCAAUGGAAGAAUUUAAUUCAUGUAUCCAAGGGGCAGGACUUCUUCCGUUGCCCAUGCAGGGAGAAUAG
This is a messenger RNA of Sesamum indicum (sesame), 951 nucleotides long. RefSeq lists its product as uncharacterized. The record is from RefSeq and is a predicted model, not a curated record. NCBI's taxonomy places the organism in Eukaryota, Viridiplantae, Streptophyta, Magnoliopsida, Lamiales, Pedaliaceae. Gene Ontology annotation, molecular function: catalytic activity.